Molecule: messenger RNA, 2620 nt
Organism: Lasiosphaeria miniovina
Lineage: Eukaryota; Fungi; Ascomycota; Sordariomycetes; Sordariales; Lasiosphaeriaceae
Product: Sas10 C-terminal domain-containing protein
Exons: 3
Coding region: 203-2128 (641 amino acids)
Biological process (GO): maturation of SSU-rRNA from tricistronic rRNA transcript (SSU-rRNA, 5.8S rRNA, LSU-rRNA)
Cellular component (GO): small-subunit processome; nucleolus
Source: RefSeq, a predicted model, not a curated record
AAAAAAAUUCUCCCACAAUCGCGAGUCCGAUCAUACAAUUGCGAACCACUCAACGACGAAACAACGAGAAGCUAAAUAAAUUCCUUGGGAAUACGACCCCAUGAAAUAGCAUAGCGACGACAAGUGUGAUCCAAUUCUAAACUUGGGAUCCUAUCCUCAGAACACCCAUACGAUCGAAAGGAAGGCACUCCCUCCUGCAAAUAUGGCCAAGAAGCGCAAGGCGCCGAGGAACUCGGAGCCCGCGGGGCCCCGCGAGGUCGACCCCAACGAUGCCCGGCUAGCGGUCAAGACGUACCGCGACGUGGCCGACUCGGAGGACGAGUACUUUGCAAAAGAGGAGGACCGCAUCGACUUCGAGGAUGAGCCGCGGUCGAAGCGGCUGCGCAGGCAGGAGAAGGAGGACGCCUUCCUCGAAGCUUCGGACGAGGAGAUCUUCGCCAACGACAACGACAACAGCGACGAGGAAGAGCAGACAGAAGCCGCAGCUCCUACAAUGAAGCAAAAAAAGUGCGGGGAGAAGGCAGCCGCUAAGAAGGACGACCUGUCCGACGACGAUGAAGAGCAGGGCCAGCGCGGCGACCAAGAAGGCGACGACGGCUGGUGGGGCACUUCGCGCAAAGAGUACUACGAUGCCGAUGUCAUUGAGACCGAGGCGGAUGCCUUGGAAGAAGAGGCAGAGGCCCGGAGGCUCCAGGUCAAGAAGCUGGCCAAGAUGAACGAGGCCGAUUUCGCGUUUGACGAGGGCGAGUGGUUGGCUUCUACAACCAAGGGCGAAGCUGCAGCGGACGGCGCUGACGAGGACGUCGUGGUCGAGGUCCUCAACGACGCCGAGAUCACGAGCGAGAUGACUCCCGACGAGAGGUACAAGCUGUUGCAGGCGCGGUAUCCCGAGUUCGACUACCUGGUGGACGAGUUCAGGGAUCUGAAGUCCAUGCUAGCUACCCUGCAGAAAGAAGCACUCGGCAAGCCGGCCAAGUCGAUCGAGGUGGUGAAGUCUUGGGUACUCGCGUGCUAUUUCGCCGCCCUGACCAGCUACUUCGCCAUCCUGACGUCCCCGGCGAGGGACAGUGUCGAUGGCCAGACGAAAACGCUCAGCCCCGCAGAGCUGCGGGAUCACGAGGUCAUGGAGACGCUGAUGAGCUGUCGCGAGGCGUGGGUGAGGGUCGAGAAGCUCAAGCCGGCCAAGACUGCGGCUGUGUCGAGCAUCGGCAUGCUCUCGCCGCCGGAGGAAGAGGAUCUGAGCAUGUCUGAUGGGUCGAUAAAGCCAAAGAAUAAAAAGGAGAAACUAUCCAAGGGCGACAUCAAGGCCAGUAAGAAGGCGGCUGACAAGGCCAAGAAGGCCAGGGCUGUCGAGCAGUCCCUGGCAGAUAUGUCUGCCCUGCUCAAGGGUACCAUGACGGCAGCGGCCCGCGCAGAGGCUUUGUCUGUGCCGGUGGAAGACGGAGAGGAUGACAACCGCUCCGACUUUGGCGAAGAGGAAACCAUUGACGCCCGGACAGCCGCCGACAAGGUACAGCGCAAGAAGAGCCUGCGGUUCUACACUUCGCAGAUCGUCCAGAAGGCUAGCCGUCGCGCUGGAGCAGGCCGUGACGCUGGUGGUGACAUGGAUAUUCCGUACAGGGAGCGACUUCGUGACCGACAAGCACGCCUCAACGUCGAGGCGGAGCGUCGCGGCAAGAAGGAUGGCAGGCCCGGCACGGAGCUGGGCGGCGACGGCGACCACAGCGGCGACGACAACGAGGGCACGGUGGCGCGGGAGGUGCGCGACGGUGAGGACGCGUACUACGACAUGGUGGCGCACGCGGCGCAGCGGAAGCGGACGGACAAGACGGCGCGGCACGAGGCGCUGGCCAAGGCCAAGAAGGACGAGCGCAUCGUGGAGUCGGCUGAGAUAGGGCCCGACGGCAAGCGGCAGAUCACGUACCAGAUCCAGAAGAACAAGGGCCUCAUGCCCACGCGCCGCAAGGAGGUGCGCAACCCGCGCGUCAAGAAGCGCAUGAUGUACGAGGACAAGAAGAAGAAGCUCCGCAGCGUCAAGGCCACGUACAAGGGCGGCGAGGGCCGCGGCGGGUACCAGGGAGAGCUGUCGGGUAUCAAGACCAACCUGGUCAAGAGCACCAAGCUGUGAAGUGUGGGGGAGUGUAGACAUAGAUGUUGCCCUUUUGGGUGUGCUGCUGGCAAUUGAGACUUGGAGACAUGAAGUUGAGAUGUUGUCUGACCGAGUUGAGUUGAGUGUUGACUGAGCUGAGUGAGUUCAGUCGAGUUGCUGAGUUGCCAAGACUCUUCAGAACACCAGCGCCCUGUGGUUGCCACUUGAUUCCUUAGAGUGCAGUUUGAAGCUCGAUCCUCAUGUUUGACAUCCAUAACUGAAGCCCGUUGCUAACAUGGGCGAUUACACUGAAGCUGAAGCCGAGAUUUUUGUUUCCGUUUCACGGUUUAUUGACCUAUAUUGCUGCUUGGGAACCUUCCAGUCUCCAGAUCCUCUGCCUUGGGUAUAAUUUCUCUGUUAUUACUCUGUACACCUUUGAGUAUAUUCAUUGCGUUUCUUGAGUGCAAUUAAGGGUUCUUAUUCAUCACUUCCUGCCCCUUUGUUGUUUUAUUUAUUGAUUUUGCUGCUCAC